ACUCCAUCAUUUACUGAGAAUCAUGGCAGAAGUAGCUCCAGCAGCCGCUCCGGCUAAAGCUCCGGCUAAAGCCCCGAAGAAGAAGUCCGCUACCAAGGCUAAGAAAGAUGGACCCAGCCUCGCUAAACUCAUCUUGGCCGCCGUGGCCGACUCCAAGGAGCGCAAGGGGAUGUCUGUGGCGGCUCUCAAGAAGGUUCUGGCCGGGAAAGGCGUCGAUGUGGCCAAGGCCAACAAGCGCAUCAACACCGCCGUUACCAAGCUUGUGACGAAGGGAACUCUUAGUCAAACUAAAGGAACCGGAGCAUCCGGGUCCUUCAARCUCGCCMAGAAGGAGCCCAAGRCCGCCAAACCAGYCAAGAAGGUGGUGAAGAAGAAGGCUCCCGYCAAGGCAAAGAAACCAGCCGCCAAGAAGGCCACAACACCCAAGAAACCCGCCGCUAAGAAAGCAGCAGCCAAGAAAUCCCCGAAGAAGGCAGCGGCCAAGAAAUCUCCGAAAAAAGUGGUCAAGAAGAGCCCCAAAAAGAGCCCUAAAAAGCCCGCCGCUAAGAAGCCAAAGGCUGCCAAGAAGCCUGCAGCCAAGAAAACGGGAGCCAAAAAACCCGCAGCGAAGAAGGCCAAGAAGUAAACAACUUUUCUCCUCCAACCACUGCUUAAGGCACCAAAGGCUCUUUUCAGAGCCACCACUUCUACAAAUUAAGACGUGAUUCCCAAUAAGCAAUCAUAGGUCAUAAAAUAUCAGAAAUGAUUAAACUACAUCCAAUUAACCACAUCAAUACAGUAAUUAAUAAGUGUACUGUAAAGGAGCCCAAAGAGCUUCACACUAAAUUCAGUCACUCACUUUAAGCUGAUGCAGA
Messenger RNA from Poecilia reticulata (guppy), 854 nucleotides. Lineage: Eukaryota; Metazoa; Chordata; Actinopteri; Cyprinodontiformes; Poeciliidae. The record is from RefSeq and is a predicted model, not a curated record.